This is a messenger RNA of Psammomys obesus (fat sand rat), 1716 nucleotides long. It is a transcript of the gene Spata6, whose product is annotated as spermatogenesis associated 6. Gene Ontology annotation, biological process: motile cilium assembly; spermatogenesis. The record is from RefSeq and is a predicted model, not a curated record. The coding region runs from base 187 to 1653 and encodes 488 amino acids. NCBI's taxonomy places the organism in Eukaryota, Metazoa, Chordata, Mammalia, Rodentia, Muridae. The transcript has 13 exons. Gene Ontology annotation, molecular function: myosin light chain binding.
GUCCCUGCCCCGAGCUCAGCUGCUGCUCGGGCGGGACCCAGGCUGGACCGCGGGCUCCGGCCUGGGGGCCACAGCUGCCACCUCCGCCGUCACCUCAUCUCCUCCCCGUCCCUGUCCCGCCCCGCGUCUUCCCGCCGCACUCGGGCCGGAGGCCGGGGUCCCUCCCCGCCGCCCUAUCCCGCGCGGAUGCCGAAGGUGAAGGCGCUGCAAUGCGCCCUGGCGCUGGAGAUCCGCUCUGUAACUUGUCCAGGAGUGGUGCUGAAAGACAAGGAGGACAUCUAUCUUAGUAUCUGUGUGUUUGGCCAAUACAAAAAGACACAAUGUGUCCCAGCCACUUUCCCACUGGUCUUCAAUGCCAGAAUGGUGUUUGAAAAGGUGUUCCCUGACGCAGUAGACCCUGGAGACGUGGUUGCACAGCUCGAGUAUGAUACAGCAGUGUUCGAGUUGAUACAGCUAGUUCCACCAGUGGGAGAAACACUGUCCACCUAUGAUGAAAAUACACGAGAUUUCAUGUUCCCGGGUCCAAACCAAAUUUCUGGGCACCAUGAUUCAAACCGCCAGGUUACCAUGAGGAGGAUUUCUGGACUAAGAGGAAUUGCUCCAAAGCUGGAAUUUUCUACAACUUCAGUGAUCACGGAAUGUCUGAUAAGCUCAAGGAAGUGCCGCACUCAGGAUAAAUUUACUUACCAUUCAGCUCCAGCUGAAAAAUCCCACGGCAAACUGCAAUGCAGAACAUCAAGAUCACAGAAGAAAAAGUCCAAGUCACCCGAGAGAAGUAAAUACUGCAUGAACACCAAGAACUACGAACAGCCUACAAUUUCUUCAAAGUCUCAUUCUCCAUCGCCCUACACCAAGAGACGAAUGUGUGAGCUCUCUGAAGACACCAGGAGGCGGCUGGCCCAUUUAAACCUGGGACCCUAUGAAUUCAAAAAGGAAACAGAUAAGCCUCCAUUUGUGAUUAGACAUGUUGAUCCCCCAAGUCCCAGGGCUGAUAAUUUGUUUGGAUCACCCAGCAGAGACUGUGAACGAGAUGUCUGGGCCAGGAUGCACAGUGAUCAUCAUCACCUUGGGUGCUGCAGAUCCAAGGAUUACAAGGUUAUCAGGACACCACAUGGAAGAGAUUUCGAGGAUCCCUUUGAGAAGUGUGAGGAAUAUUUGAGCCCAAGAUCAUGUAACAAGCCUCAGCAUUCUGCAAGGACCUUGCUUGUUCAUUCAGCACCCUCGUCAACACCGAAGCACUGUGUGAGCCCUGUGCUAAACAGAGCCUCUCUCAGGGAAAGAUUCCACUCUGAUUGGUGUUCACCUUCAAACUGUGAAGAGAUCCAUGACCGGGUAAAAGAUGUCUUGAAAUCACAUCAGGCUCAUGCAAGACACUUAUGUGAUGAGAGAGACCCGGAGAAAGACGACGAGCUGGAAAUGAAGAGGAGUCUCUUAUACAGAGACUCUGCCUACGACAGCGACCCGGAAUACAGCUCCUACCAGCGACCACAUGGCUCUCUCCAUUUGGAUGACACUGAAUACUGGUCCAACAGAACAUCCUCUUACAAGGGGAAAUCCCACCGCCCUGUCUUUGAGAACAGCAUGGACAAGAUGUACAGGAGCUUGUACAAGAAGGCCUGUAGUUCUACUUCUCAUACACAGGAAAGCUUCUGAGACCAUCGGCUACCACCUGUAUGAGAAUCCGUGUCAACUUCUCAAUGAAAGCGUUUGAUGUGA